UGAAGCCAUCGUAGACAAGCUUAACAAAGAAAUCAAGGAAUACGAACAAAUGUAUAAAGCUAAUGAGAAGAAGAACAAUAAGUUUUGUGGAAAAGCCUUUAUUAUCUUUAAUAACCAAAAUGUAGCCACCAGGAUUAAUGACAAGUUGCAUGUUAGCUCUACAAAGAGAGUUAUUAUGUACAUUUGGAAGAAAAUCAUUCUCUGCAAAGCAAGGAGAGAGGAUAAGCCAUUUACGUUUCAAACUCAGAGAGCCGGCGAGCCUACUGAUAUUUUAUGGGAAAACUUACCAAUUACUACAGCUGCACGGUUUAAAAGAUCCAUGGUGUCGUUCUUGUUGAUGGGAUUACUGCUUGUCUUCUCAUUCUGAUGUAAUUUGAUAUUUGGGCUUUUUAAGGAUAGCCUUGAAAGACAAUAUGAAGAUAAUGGAGAGAACUUUAAAAUUCAUCAUUCUCUCAUUCUAAUGUUCUAUAACAUUCUGAAUGCAUUGGUGAUUAGUUUCUUCAACGUAAGUCUCAAGGCUUUGGCUAAAAUUUUAACUGAAUAUGAGAGACAUGACUCUUAUACACCCUAUACUAUAUCAUUAGCAGCGAAGAUGAUCCUGGCAAUGUACAUCAACACAGCUAUUAUUCCUCUUUGAGUCAACCACAAUGAAAAGUAUUGGUUCUCAAGCACUGGGUUAAUUUCAGAUAUCUUCUACAUUACUAUUUCGAUAUGUUUCAUUGGACCUAUACUCUACUUUUAUGAUCCAAGGCACUUGUUGAAGGUAUGCAAGCGAAAGAGAGAAGUUAAAAAGGGUGAUAAAUCUACUUUAACACAAAGGGAGCUUAAUGAGUUAUAUGAAGGACAGGAAAUAAGUCUUGAGAACAGAUAUACUUCAGCAUUCUUAAUCGUUCUGGUAUGCUCGACCUACACUGUCUUACUACCAAUUCUUCCGAUAAUUUGCUUCUUUGGAUUUUGAUAUCAAUAUUGUCUGGUGAAAUACAUGUUGGUGAAUCAUAACACUCGUCCGAGAGAAGUUAGCCAUUUUAUAGAUAUUAGUGCCACAAAUAUAUUUGUUCUAAUCAUUCUGGUCAACGGAGGAAGUAUUUGGUACUUCUUAACCAGACUAUCAGAUGCACAAAAUUUCAUUGCUUGGCUUCCAUUGCUCCUCGCUGGAGUCUUAGUUUUGCUACCGAUAAGUUAUGCUGAGAAAAUGUUUAAGAUAAAUAAAGUGAGAAAGAGUGAUGAGGACACUUAUGAGUCGACCAUUAUGAAGCAUCACUUCAAUUAUCAAUCAAGCAAUCCUAUUGGAAAAGAUGGCAAGAUCAGCUUCAAAAGACUUUCAUCAUAUGCAGCACAAGAUAAAUUUAAGCAAAAGGAUAUCAUCUGGGGAAAUUUGGAGAAAGAUAUUAUGAAUUAUCCUGGGCUAAAGAAACUUAUUUCAACAGAUGUCAAUCCUCUUGGGAUGAAAAAGUUCUCUCCACUUCCACCCCAGCCUCUUUUGGAGAGGAAAUCUAUGAUAUCAAAAGUGUCGAUUUGACAAAGCGAUAGUGAUGAAUCUGAAGAUGAAGGGAUGUACAAGAUAACUAAGAGCAUUUUAAAUUCCAUCUAUCGUGACAAUAUGCAAAAUGAGAGGAACAGGCCUGAAGCCUUGAAAGAUAAAUUGACAAAAAUUAUUGAACAGGGUGAAGAUUACAUAGAAAGUGAAGAUGAUAGCAGUCUUAAUGAUAAUAGAAUUGAUUUAAAGAAAGAGAAGAUCUCAACAGAGACAGCGACUUUUAAGAACGAUGAAGAGUCAGACAAUAUCCCUUCCAGAGUAAGGAGCAAGAAAACUGUCUUAGAAGCUGAAGAGAGCAAGGAAAUAGAAAGCAGGUCUUCAUUCAGUGUUAGUUAUAACAAAGAGAAAGAUAGUGUGGAAAAUGAAAACUAUGAUAAUAGUAAUAACCAAGAAAAUAGUGAAAGCAAUAAACAUAGAGAAAGUCACAAAGAUACUGAAGGUGACUUAUUUAAUACCCAAUGUCUAUAAAAAUGAGUUUGUUUCAAUAUACUCCAAC
This is a messenger RNA of Moneuplotes crassus, 2033 nucleotides long. NCBI's taxonomy places the organism in Eukaryota, Ciliophora, Spirotrichea, Euplotida, Euplotidae. The record is from the annotation of a GenBank genome assembly.